Messenger RNA from Cynoglossus semilaevis (tongue sole), 2901 nucleotides. Its product is annotated as olfactory receptor 52D1-like. Lineage: Eukaryota; Metazoa; Chordata; Actinopteri; Pleuronectiformes; Cynoglossidae. The coding region runs from base 1475 to 2431 and encodes 318 amino acids. Gene Ontology annotation, molecular function: odorant binding; olfactory receptor activity; G protein-coupled receptor activity. The transcript has a single exon. Gene Ontology annotation, biological process: detection of chemical stimulus involved in sensory perception of smell; G protein-coupled receptor signaling pathway. The record is from RefSeq and is a predicted model, not a curated record. Gene Ontology annotation, cellular component: membrane.
UUUACGAGCUGCUGAACAUUUACAAAGUACAGGGGAAGGAGAGUCAAACCGUGGUUCCCAGUGGAACAGACCGACAGGACCGGUGAAAAAAGACGGCUGUCGAUCACGGGUGUCAAACUCAUUUAGGUUCAGAGUCCACAUACGGCCCGGAUCAGAUGUCACGUGGGCCGGACCAGAACAAUCAAAACAUAAUUAUCUUUAAACAGCAGUAAGUCCAACGAGAAGAUCAGCAAAUUUUCAGAUUUGAUGAACUAUAAUUUAACAAAACAGGUUUUUUUAUUUACUUUUUUUAUUGACAUUCAGCCACAUAUGAAACAUAAACAUCAAUUUUAAUGAUUUGGAAAGGAUGUGUUUUUUUAAAUAAAAACAAAAACCAACAAAUCCUUAAAAACACACAGGAAGUGAGGUCUAAAUUAAACAGAGUAAAGAUCUGACCUGCCUGGUGUUAUGUAUUCUAUCCUAUUGCCUGCCACGUUUGGGCAUUUUUUUCACUUUCAAAAUUCACUGUGCGGGCUAGAUUUAACCCCUUGGCGGGCCUGUUUUGGCCAGCAGGCCAUAUAUUUGACACCCCUGCUGUAGAUACUGAGAUGUCGAUUCAGUUUGGGUUUUUCUUUCUUUUUUCAAUCUUUUCAUUAAAUUUACUGAAUAUAAGCAGCUGUAACACAGGAGGAGAACGAGGCUCACAUGUUCUUCGAACCUUUGUUUUCACUUAUUUGUCAUAAUUUCAUAAAUACUACAGAGAACGUUCAACUGCUGACGUCGAAAAAUCUAAUUUUUGAAGAUUCAUUUAUCUUUCCUCCAAGUCUGAAAAUGUAAGAGUCAUGUGACAUUUCUCCCACGACAGACGACUGAUCUGACGUUAAUGACAGGAUGUCACUUUAUCUCACAGUUCAGGUCUGGAUUUGCUCACAAAAAUGCUCACAGAUCUGUCUCCAACAUGUAAAAGUUCUUAAAAUAAAAUCACUGAUCUGUUUAAAAUAUGUUUAGAAUUUAAAAUGUUGUAUGAAAAAGAAGUCAGAGCACUAAAAAGAAAAAAACUUUUUCCAUGUUUCCAUGGAUUAAAGGGAUGCAAUCAACCCUUCUGGGGCAGGGGGCGCUGGGGUCAAUCCCUGCAGACAUGAAGUUCUGAUUGUUGUCCAGAGUGGACUCAGUAACAACACUGAAACAACAAACUUCUGCCGAUGACAUCAUCAAACAUCAGCCCAGCUUCAGUGUGAGUUAAAAGACCAGCUCCUGUGGAGGAGCUCACUCCAGUCCAGGAGGAGGAGGAGGAGGAGGAGGAGGAGAAGACAGGUAACUGUAGCCUCCACUGAGAUCUACAGAUGUGUCUGGGCUUUGAUCCAGUGAUCUUCUUGGUUCCAUGAAACUAUUUUCUGACUUUUGCCUCCCAGUUUUAACCCAUUACUGCAGUUUAUAAAGUAUAUAUAAUAUAUUUACAUUUUUCUUCUUCUUCUUCUCAGAGUCCAGUCCACAGAUGGACAACACCACAGCUCUCACGUUCAUAAUGACCGCGUACACGGCUAUGGAGAACUACAAACACUGGAUGUUCUGUGUGUUCCUCCUGCUGUAUGUCAUUACUGUUUUCCUGAAUGUUCUGCUCAUUACAGUCAUACACCAGAACAAAAAGCUGCAUCAGCCCAUGAACGUCUUCUCCUGCGCUCUGUCUCUGAAUGAGCUGUACGGCAGCACCGCCCUGCUGCCCACCAUCAUGGCUCUGCUCCUGUCCCAGACCUAUGAAAUGACCGUCAGGUGGUGCAUGAUGCAGGUGUUCUUCCUGCACACGUACGCAGCCGCGGAGUUGUGCAUAUUAGCUGUGAUGGGCUACGACAGGUACAUCGCCAUCUGUAAACCUCUGCAUUACCACGGCCUCAUGUCCAACUCCAGGGCGGCCAUGAUCAGCGCGUUAGCAGCCGUUUACCCCAUGUUAGUCUUCGGGAGCUUCUUCUCACUGACUGUGCAGAUCAGCAUCUGUGGAAAUGAGCUGCACAAGUUGUACUGUGUGAACAUGGAGCUGGUGAAAAACUCCUGUUCGUCCUUCUCAUACAUUAGUAACGUGGGCCUGCUGCUGCUGCUGAUCCUGGUGGUGCCUCAGCCGGUCAUGAUUGUUUUCUCUUAUGUUAGGAUUUUAAAAGUGUGCAGGAAACUGUCGCGGGAGUCUCAACGCAAUGCCCUGAAAACCUGCCUGCCACACCUGCUGUCCCUGUUGAACUACACCAUCGGUUCCACCUUUGAGAUUCUCCAAACCCGGUUCAACACAACACACGUCCCCAUAGAAGCACGCAUUUUCCUGUCCCUGUACUUUCUCGUUACUCCCCCCAUCGUUAACCCGGUGCUGUACGGACUGGGCACUAAGCUGGUCAGAGACCACAUCCUCAAACUGUUCAUCAGAUACAAAGUCCUGACCACACUGAUAGCCAAAGCUUUAGUAUAAAACUGUUCGUGCCCCGCAGUGACCCUCGGUUAUUUUUAGCCUCCCCCUCAGAAUUUGAAAUAAAGAUAUUUUUAAUAAAACUGUUAAUGAAGUCCUUAAGUGUAGUAGUGUGUACUGACAGCUGUCCAGCUGAUGUUGAUGAUAAUGACUGUGUCUGUGUUCAGUAGUAACCACAGACAGUAACAGGUUGAUUUAACACAGCUGUUUCUGUUCAUGAUGCUUUUCUGUCUCCAUUUCUGCACAACUAUCUAGCAUCGUCUCUCAUACUUUUUUCAGAUUUUUAUUGUCAGAUAUUACUAUAAAAUAUACUACCUGCCCCAUGUGUUUUACUGCAAAUAUAAAAUUUCAAAUCACAAUAUUAAAUAGGAAUGUUUUGUACCUCAUUACCCGCCUUCAACUCUGACUCUCCUGGACUGUACUGGGUGUUUUUCCUAUCACAUUGGAGUAUCUGUGUUUUUAUUAUUGUUGUA